Messenger RNA from Sclerotinia sclerotiorum 1980 UF-70, 483 nucleotides. RefSeq lists its product with no specific name. Lineage: Eukaryota; Fungi; Ascomycota; Leotiomycetes; Helotiales; Sclerotiniaceae. Bases 1 to 483 code for a protein of 160 amino acids. The record is from RefSeq and is a predicted model, not a curated record. The transcript is spliced from 2 exons.
AUGCUCCUCACCCCAGAAACUAACUUCCCCCUUCAUAUCCGUAUUGCAACAUCUUCAACCUCCAAUAUCCUUCCUUUGACGUCACCAUUUGUGAAUUUGAAAUACGAUACGGCAGAGCGGAAGAUUCUCGACGGGGAUGUGAAGGAGCGACUACCUUGUAGCUUCUAUGAUGAUCAGUAUUCAUCCACGGAAUGGCUCCUUCCAGAAGAAGCAGAGAAAGAAACGAGAAACCAAGGAAAAGCAAGUGCGGCCAACGGCUUCCCACAAAAGAUGCCGUUAAAACCUUUUGCAUAUGUCAAAAGGCAUGCUCUAGGUCAAAUCGGCAGUUUGGUGACAUUGAAACGUGCUGUGCAAAAGGAAAUUAGUAGGAUUCUGGUUCCUCUAGGUGUCAGCACGCCCACCUGCUUAGUCAUAAUUCCCACGACACCUUCCUAUCUAUCUGAUGAAGGAACUCCUAAUCUCUCAAUAUUCACUACUGCCUAG